Messenger RNA from Podospora pseudocomata, 5352 nucleotides. RefSeq lists its product as uncharacterized. Gene Ontology annotation, cellular component: nucleus. Gene Ontology annotation, biological process: regulation of ribosomal protein gene transcription by RNA polymerase II. Lineage: Eukaryota; Fungi; Ascomycota; Sordariomycetes; Sordariales; Podosporaceae. The coding region runs from base 1 to 5352 and encodes 1783 amino acids. The transcript has a single exon. The record is from RefSeq and is a predicted model, not a curated record. Gene Ontology annotation, molecular function: sequence-specific DNA binding; DNA-binding transcription factor activity; protein binding.
AUGAAUUCGUCUGUGAUGGACUCCAACCAGCCAGCUCAGCCAAAAGACGCUGCCAUGUCGGCCAACGCCCCCCUCGACCUCGACGCGCAGAGCCCACCGCGCCCUCCUUUUUCUCCAUUGACCGAAGCCGCAACGGACUCGGGCACCCGCGAACCUUCAGUUAACCCGGGCGCCACGCUCGACCAGGACGGGCAACAAGACCAAAAUGCGUCCGCUUCAGCCACCGCCGACGCUAACCCGUCACUAUCUUCCGCGCUCGUCAACUCUAACUCCAGCUCCAACUUCAACUCCAACUCUUCCAACUCCAACCUUUCCCAUCUCAACGUCUCCCAGAUCAACGGCGCUUCAGCAAUGGACAAUGUCACCAUGGAUAUGGGCUUUGAUGCCGGCAUGGACAUGUACGGGCAGGGCAUCACGCCUGCUACCAACAUCCUCAUGGCCAUCGCCCGCAGUUAUACACAGACCCAACAGCAGCAGCAGCAGCAGCACCAGCAACAGCACCAGCGGCGACAAUCUCAACUGCCCUCUACCAUUCACCCCGCCCAGGUCUCACGAACUCACAGUGCGCUUGAUGUUCCCGAUUCGUUGAUGGCGAUCCCCGAACCUUCUCGAGCCCCGCCGCCUGUCGAGCCCCGGCUGGAGUCGUUUGCCAGGAUUGAGUUUGCCGACAGUGUGUUCCAGAUGACCACCUAUGCCGUCGUGAUCGGCCGUGACGUGCGGGCGCUGGAACUAGCAAGGAAGCAAGAAAAGGAGGAUGAGGCCUGGAGGCAGAUUGUCGAUCAGUAUGCGAGACAAGGUCUUCCGCCCCCCCCACGGCCAGAGCUCAAUCGUCGAAAGUUUACGAGAUCAUAUGUCAGCGAAGAAGGUGGCAUGCUGGGGCCGGAAUCCGAGGACGAGGAGUAUGUCCGGCCCGCAAAGCGUAGGAGAGUUAGUGUUGCGAAUUCGGCAUCCGGCGACUCGUCCAUGGCGCAACAGGAAGCUGCCAUGGCCGCCGAGCAAGCCGCGUUGAACGACAAGAGCCUUGCUGCCAACCGCCAAUACGUCUGGCACACCCCCGGUUCGGCAUCUGUCAACCUCAAUGCUCUAAGACCGUCCCCAUAUACCGUUCCCUUCAUCGGCAUUCACUCGCCCGGGCCAGACAUCGCCAAGAAGACAAAGGGGAUUUCAAGACAGCACUUGAGAAUUGAGUACGAUCAAAACGAAGGCGUCUUCAAAGCGUACCCAUUACAUAGAAAUGGCAUCUUUAUUGAUGAUAAAUUUCACAAAGACGAAGGCGUUACGCUGAGGAGCGGCAAUCGUAUCCAGAUUAAAGAGGUCGAGUUUAAAUUCAUCAUCAACGGCGUUGCCGAGGGCAAGACUGGUGCGGAGGAGGAGCCGCAGCAGGAGGCACCCGCAGCAGUCAACCGGCGCUACUCAGAGGGUGGCAAGGAGAUGAGUUUUGAUUUUGAGAGCUCCCACGACGCAGAAAAGGGGAGCACCAGCCCGGAGGAAGUGCCAGUGGAGGCAGCAAAGGAGAGUAGCGAAAGUGAGCUGUCGGAUCUGGAUGAAGAAAUGCCCGAUGCAGGGGAGCCGGAAGACGCUGAGGGCGAGGAGGACCAGGAAGUCAUGGAGACCAUUGAGCAGGAUGCCGAAGAACAACUCAGCCACAUCAAGCCUGAAGAUAUGACGCCCGAGAUGCUUGCUGCUUUGCCAUUGCUUCCACCCAAGAAGCGUGGACCUGGCAGGCCUCCCAAGAACGGCAUUAUGUCCAAGAGAGAGGAAAGAUUGCGAAAGAAGGCGGCUAUGGAGCUUGCAAAGAAAAACAUGCCGCCACCAACACCCGGCGAACCACCAGUAAAGCGCAAGGUUGGUCGGCCACGAAAACAUCCUCUCCCGGAAAACACGCCAGACCGGCCAGAGAAGCGCAAAUACAAGCCACGCAAAUCAAAGAACGGCGAGGAAGGCGAGAUGUCGGAGACGGAAAAGACGCUCGAGAAGCGAAGGCGCGAAAAGCCCAAGACGCCUCCUCUGGAGCUGAACAGGGCAGAUUACACAGAGGAGCAGCUGCAAAAGCCCAACAAGAAUUACGGCAUUCUCAUCGACGAGGUCUUGUCCGCAGCCCCACCCGAUGGGCUGACUCUCAAGCAGAUCUACAAGCGCAUCCAGAUGAAGUAUCCCUUCUACUAUUUCACAGUAGACACCAAGGGCUGGGAGAGCAGUGUUCGGCACAAUCUUAUUGGCAAUGUUGCCUUCAAGAAGAACGAGGAAACCCACUUGUGGGCCCGGGUACCUGGGAUUGACAUCGAUGCUGGCAAGAAGCGGAAAGCCGCGUCUCCGGAUCAUUCCACGUCGAUUCAUCCAUUUGGCCAGCACUAUCAACCAACCGCAGCUCCUCAGGUGCAGCUGUUUCACUCGGAGGCUGGUGCGCAGCAAGGGUACCGGCCUGGUUCUGGGCCUCCUCCACGUCCUGGGUAUUCGGCUUCUCAAAGUCAGAUGAAUCUCGGCCAGCAUCCUCAUCAGCAGCUCUCGGCGCAGCCCGUCGGCGUUGGUGCUCAACAAGCCCUCCACCAGCCCUAUCAGAGCACGGCUCAAGGGAGCGGUAUCCCCCAGAUGGCCGAUCAAGGGGCAGCCCAAGGUUCCCGUCCCAUACCCGCCAACCCGCAAGCGACGGCCUAUUCGUCACCGUACGCAUCAAGGCCCCCUCCAUCGGCGUCGCCUCAGGCUGGCAAUGUGCCACAGAGUGCUCAAAGGCAACAGCUUCCGCAUCAAAACGGAGCAGCUCCGCACAACGGUGUGCCUCAGCCCAGCAAUGCGUCUCCGCACCCUGCAUCGGCGGUGGGAGUCAAGCCAGGCCAACCUAUCAGUACCAGCGGAACCCCAGCCCCGAUCAAGCCUUCUAUCCACCCAAGGCUCGUCGAGAUUAUCCGAAACUUCAGGAAAACAGUUACUUCGAUCGGUGCAAUUCGUUCUAAUGUGGGAGAUGCAGGAGAAGCUAUUGCCAUGUCUGUGAUCAAUCGCGGUCUCGGGUUGGCCAACCAGUCUACUACGCCGACCUACGAGUCUAUUGAGAAGAUUGUUCUCAACGUGUUUGAAUCCCAGACAGCCAAGCAGUUGGUCGGUUAUGAGAUUGCGCCAAAGCUGAUUGAGAGGUUAGUCUCCUUCAAGAGGCAGAUGAUCAACACUUUGAAGGAUAAGAUGAAGCCCCUGGAGGCGGAGCAGCUGGUGCUGUCAGCCAUCGACCGCGUUCUCGGUUUUGCGGACAAGAGCAUCAUGCAGGGAACCGAUGCACAGAAGACAUCCUACGAGCUCGCAGAGGGUGUUUUGAUGCCAGCGGUGCAACGCGAGAUUGCUGCCCAUGGCAAGGAAGCAGCUGCUGCCUCCAUGCCGCCUACCCCCACGCCAGCCCCUUCACAGGUGCGGACGCCUGCGCAAAUGCCGGCGCCGGGUAAGCAUCCCUCGACUCCGCACUCGACUGCAGCACACCAGUCCGCCACUGCUGCGCGCCCCAGCUCCGUUCCGGCGGCCCAAACCCCUGUGCAGAUGCAGAAUCAACCCCCAAGGCCAGUCUACACUCCGGCACAGCAAGCCCACAUGGCACAGCAGCAGCCCCGAGCAACUGUAGGGCAACCUGCGCCUGCUGGAACUUCGAAUGGGAACCCGAUCAAUGCACAAUAUAUGAAUCAGAAUGCGGUCUCUGGCUCUGGUGCUGGGCCCGCCGGCGCGCGGCCUAUUGAUCAAGUUGCACCUGCACCUCAGUCCCAAGUUGCUCCGGCACCGGUCGCCCAGGGUGACGUCCCGGCGAGAUCUCAGGCUUCAGCGGGCUCUGCUACUAGCUCGAACCAGAACAGACCACAGUCACACGGGAUGCCGGUUCAGGCGUAUCCCCAUCUCCAGGCAGCGCAGGCUCAAUAUCGGACACAGGCCUCAACUCAAUCUCAGCAGCAGAAUCCCGCGGCGGCUCAGCAGCAGAACCAACAGCCACGGGUUCAGCCAGGACAGGCACAGCAAGCACCGAGCUACUCAGUACAGAACCAGCAGCCACAGCAACAGGCGCAGAAUCAACAGGCAGCUCAACAGAUUCAGAACCGUCCACCUCAGAGCCCGGCACCAACCCCAGCCCGGAUCCAAGGGCAGAGUCACCCAGUUCACGCUCGGCCAGCGCAGGGUGGGCAAUCUCCUCUUCAAGUUCCGAGUCAAAUUCAGGGCCAAGUUCAAGGGCAAGUCCAGGGCCAGAGUCAGGGGCAAAAACCGGUUCCAGGACAGGGGCAGGCUCAGAGCCAGGCACCAAAUCAGCAGACACCGGUUCAGCAGACCCAGGGACAGUACCAGCCUCGUCCACAGGUUGCGGUUUCGGCUCAGCAGGUUCAGCAACACGCGCAACAGCCCUCACCACAGCAGGCCCAGCAGCAGGCGCUACAGCAGCCUCGUACUCAGCCAACACAGGCCCAACCGGUUCAAGCCUACCAAACCCAGGCGCAGCAAGCCCGUGUUCAGCAACAGCCGAUUCCCCAGCAGACAGCUCGACAACAACCAGUCCAGCAGCAGCCUAUUCAGCAAGUUGCUCAACCGUCCGUCCAGCCGUCUCACAUUCAGCAAGCCCAUGUCCAACAGCCACAGGCUCAGCAUGCCCAAGCUUCGCCGACACAAGCUCAACAGCCUCCGACGCAGCAGAUCCAGGCUCAGCAACCGCUUGUGCAGCAAGCUUAUGCUCAGAGCUCCUAUGCCAGGCCCACUACUCCGGCUCAGGCUGCUCAAAUGUCGCGGGCCCAAGCUCGCCCACAGGUGCAGCCCCAGGGUCCCGUCCAGGCUCCAAGUCAAGCUUCCGGUGCAUCGCCGGCCCCUUCUCCAGCACAAAAGCCUGUGCCAAGGCCAGCUCAGGUGUCAGCCCCUCGAGUUCCUUCGCCCACCACCCAAGCUCAGCCAAGUCAGGCUGCGGUCCCUUCCAUCCAGUAUGCUGCUCCGCUUCAGAACCAAAUGCCUGCUCAGACCCAAGCAUCUGCCCAGCAGCCAUUGUCUACCACUCAACCUCAACCUUCAAAACCUUGGGGUCCAGCGGUCCCUAGCCCACCCGCGGCCCAAUCGAACAAGCCAUCCCCUCAGCUCUCUUCGCAGGCGGCUCCUUCUGCUGCCUCCAAGGUCUCGAUCCCGGCUCCGACAGUCACGGCGCCAUCAGCAUCACCAAGUCCAAUUCAGCGUCUGGCUCCAACGCCCGGCAUGAUUCCUUUGCCGCCAAAGCCCCCGGCUCCGGUUGCUACACCGCCCCCUCAAGCAUCUGCUGCUUCUGCGGAUUCUGUUUCUAGUGCUGCUCCAGCUUCCAGCUCGGCAGCAGCAUACAUCCCUCCGCCACCGACACCAACACCGCCGGCGACGUGA